ACAAAGCUCAUCGUGGUGGUGCGGGACCCUGUGACCAGAGCCAUCUCGGAUUACACCCAGACGCUCUCCAAGAAGCCCGACAUCCCCACCUUUGAGAGCCUGACCUUCAAAAACAGGACUACGGGCCUGAUCGACACCUCGUGGAGCGCCAUCCAGAUUGGCAUCUACGCCAAGCACCUGGAGAACUGGCUCCUCUACUUCCCCAUCGGGCAGAUCCUCUUUGUCAGCGGGGAGAGGCUGAUCAGCGACCCCGCGGGGGAGCUGGGCAGGGUCCAGGACUUUCUGGGCCUCAAAAGGAUCAUCACCGACAAACACUUCUACUUCAACAAAACUAAGGGGUUCCCGUGCCUGAAGAAGGCGGAAGGCAGCAGCAAACCCCACUGCCUGGGGAAGACGAAAGGCAGGACCCACCCCGACAUAGACCAGGAGGUGGUGCAGAGACUGCGGGACUUCUACCGGCCCUUCAACAUGAAGUUCUACCAGAUGACGGGGCAGGACUUUGGCUGGGACUGAGGCUGGCGUGGGAAAGUCCUCUGUAAUUACUCGCCCAGCACGGUUUGCGUAUAUAAAGAGAUAUAUAUGUAUGUAAAAUGUACAGAAAUCUAUUUUAUAAUAAUUUAUUUUUAAUUCCUAAGCAAUUAAUUCACUAAGCUGCCUAACCGCACUGGCUAGAAUGGUAGCCCAUAACCUGUUUAACAUUCCACAGUGUUUAAUUUUAAUAUGUCUCUCCUUUUAUUUUUUUUCUUCAUUCUGUUUUCUCCUCUUCUUGGUUUGGUUUGUAACAGACGGUGCUUCCAUUUUUCCUAAACAAAAUUUGUAUUUAAAAA
Messenger RNA from Athene cunicularia (burrowing owl), 827 nucleotides. RefSeq names its product heparan sulfate glucosamine 3-O-sulfotransferase 3B1-like. Lineage: Eukaryota; Metazoa; Chordata; Aves; Strigiformes; Strigidae. The transcript has a single exon. The annotation marks the transcript as partial. The record is from RefSeq and is a predicted model, not a curated record. Gene Ontology annotation, molecular function: [heparan sulfate]-glucosamine 3-sulfotransferase activity.